CUUUGUUGCAGUUGGAGUCUGGCAUUGGCAAUUUCCCUAUAUAAACGGUGAAAACCGUCGCAAGCCGUUUCUCCGGACCCGCCGUUGGCAUAAACAACGUUAUCAAGAUGAGCAUGCGCACACGUGCGUUGGUCUUCUCCACCUUCUUCGGCAGCUGCCUAGCCAUCGGGCUGCUGCUGGUCAGUCUAACCACCAACCACUGGGUUCGUGCCAAUCCACGGCGAAAUUCCUCCUCGGAGGCGGUGGGAGAGGUGAACUUUGGCCUGUUCUACGGUAGCCAGCAGUUAAAUCCCGGCUUUGGUGUGCGUACCAAUCCGGUUGAUGUAUACACAUUCGUUCGCACGGAAAACACUGAGACUAGCUUUUGGCUAUGGCUUCUCACCACUCUUGGCACCGGAUUUGGUCUUCUGGCCUGCGCUGUUGCUGCCAUUGCUGCCGUUCUGAAAUCCGCCUCGGGAGCCAAAAAAGGCGGCACUAUGGUGCUGCUUUUGGCGGCCAACAUAUCCGCAGCGGGAGCCCAGAUUGUGGCGUUUGUGUCCUGGCUGGUACAGUUUUUCCAAUACUUCACCCAUAACGUACUUCUGACGGAGCAACAACAACAGCACUGGUACAGCACAGGACUUGCGUAUCUGGGCUACAGUUUCUACUUGGUCGUGAUCUCCACUAUUGUGGUACUCCUCAAUAUAACCGUUUUGCUGUAUGCGAAACGUCGGGAGGUCCGAGAUCGCCUCCGCCUUGAACCGCCUAGUGAGGACAAGAAUCAAACUGCCAUAAUGCUCUACUAGGAUAGGCAAAACAUUCUCAAAUAACCUCAACGGGCCUACUCUGACAUGGAAGAGAGUAGCAACACUUAGUAAUCUCAGCGGCUCAAAUAUUUGUGCCUUAAGGAUGCCUAUUGCUUGCCAAGAGAAAUGGCUCAUUUAUAUACACUCACUUACCAAUAUACAUAUACUUAGAUGUACCCAAAGCAGAAGUAUUUAGGCGUUUCACCGGCCUCCUGUGAAACAAAGCGCACGAUCAAUAUUUAUAUAUACACCUUAUGUCUACUUACGUUUUGUAUACUCGAAUGACCUUUAUGUACUCUGAUUUCUUUACUCUAUGUAUUUUUAUAUGUGCUUAUUUACGAAUACAACAACAGUCAUUAUUAAGAAACAG
This is a messenger RNA of Drosophila bipectinata, 1155 nucleotides long. RefSeq lists its product as uncharacterized. NCBI's taxonomy places the organism in Eukaryota, Metazoa, Arthropoda, Insecta, Diptera, Drosophilidae. The record is from RefSeq and is a predicted model, not a curated record.